GUCGUGAACAUCCAUUUUUAACCAUAUAUAAGGCGGCAAUUGCGGUUGUCAAAUUAUCAGUCAACUUGUUCGCUUCAGCAGCACAACACAGACCAAGAAACAAAAAUCCUUAAACAUGUUCAAAUUGGUGGUGUUGUCUGCUCUCCUCGCCGUAGCUGUCGCUCGUCCCGGUCAUCUUUAUGAGUCUCCUCUGGUUUAUGCCGCUCCAGCUGCCACAACCGUUGUCCAGGAGCACUCUCUGGCCAAGGUGGGCUCUGUGGUCAGCAGCAUUCCCACAUCGGUGUCCCACCAGAGCCAGUCGGUGGUCCACAGCCACUCGCAUGUUGUGGAGGACAUCGUGGCCCCGGUGGUGAAGUCCACUCCGGUGGUCAGCUAUGCUGCAGCUGCUCCAGUGGUGCACACCGCCUAUGCUGCCGCUCCCGUUGUCCACACCAGCUAUGCUGCCCCAGUGGUGCACACCUCCUAUGCCGCCGCAUCUCCGGUUGUCUACAACUCCAGCUGGUAAUCGGAAGACUGGACCUUUGGGGACUCAUCUGAGCGAACUGGACGGUUAGAAAAUAGCGAUUCCUAUUGUAUAUAAUUGAAUUUAAUUGCGAGUAAAAUGUGAUUGUUAA
Messenger RNA from Drosophila simulans, 614 nucleotides. Its product is annotated as pupal cuticle protein C1B. The coding region runs from base 116 to 505 and encodes 129 amino acids. Lineage: Eukaryota; Metazoa; Arthropoda; Insecta; Diptera; Drosophilidae. The record is from RefSeq and is a predicted model, not a curated record. The transcript is spliced from 2 exons.